Molecule: messenger RNA, 3233 nt
Organism: Anguilla rostrata (American eel)
Lineage: Eukaryota; Metazoa; Chordata; Actinopteri; Anguilliformes; Anguillidae
Gene: ap2s1
Product: adaptor related protein complex 2 subunit sigma 1
Exons: 5
Coding region: 159-587 (142 amino acids)
Biological process (GO): clathrin-dependent endocytosis; intracellular protein transport
Cellular component (GO): intracellular membrane-bounded organelle; membrane coat; AP-2 adaptor complex
Molecular function (GO): clathrin-cargo adaptor activity
Source: RefSeq, a predicted model, not a curated record
UUCAUUAUCGGCCUUCCCUGGAUAUCCUGUUUUAGGGAGAUAGCGGAGAACCUUGGGAGGUCUUGAGAAAAUAGGCGUAUUUCAUGCAACAUCUGUCUUAAACUUGACACUAUUCUUUGAAUUCUGUCUGUUAAUAUACCCGUGUCGAGAAAAAUACAAUGAUCCGCUUCAUCCUGAUCCAGAACCGCGCCGGGAAGACGCGGCUGGCCAAGUGGUACAUGCAGUUCGACGACGACGAGAAGCAGAAGCUGAUCGAGGAGGUGCACGCGGUGGUGACGGUCCGCGACGCCAAGCACACCAACUUCGUGGAGUUCCGAAACUUUAAGAUCAUCUACAGACGCUACGCUGGCCUGUACUUCUGCAUCUGUGUGGAUGUGACUGACAACAACCUGGCCUACCUGGAGGGCAUUCACAACUUUGUGGAGGUUCUGAACGAGUAUUUCCACAAUGUGUGCGAGUUAGACCUGGUGUUCAACUUCUACAAGGUGUACACGGUGGUGGACGAGAUGUUCCUGGCGGGAGAGAUCCGGGAGACGAGCCAGACCAAGGUGCUCAAACAGCUCCUCAUGCUGCAGUCACUGGAGUAGCCCCGCCCCCUCUCCUCAUCAGACCGCCUCCCCCCGCCCCUUCCUCGCAAUUUCACAGCAACUCUCCCGGAAGCCCUUCCUUUCACUGCUCACUCACUGGAGCCGGCUCCACCCUGUCGACAAGAAAUUCCAAUUUAUGUGACCCCUCCCUCUUUUCAGGAGUCUCCGCCCCUUCCACCAUAAUACCAGAUGCAGGGGCUGCUGUUAACUCUACUUGUGAUGUCAUAAAAGGUCUGAUUGGGUGGAACUCUCCCCUUGUCUGACACUACCGCUACUGACAAGCAACUGAGCAUGAGAAAUGCCAGCCUGAACACAUAGAGACCUAACUAGCUAUCAGAAUUAAACAGAAAGUGUAUGACUAGUCUGAUAUUGUCGCCCUCUAUAAUUACAGAUUCCACGCCCAGUCAGGAACUGGCUUAGAGAUCACAUGACUGAAAGCCCAGGUGACACUGAGACACUCAGACAGGACAUAUGAAGUAAGCUUUCAAUGUGUAGAUUCCGAUUGGCUCAGUCAUGUCACUUGGAAAUGGUGGUUCAGCCAAAAACAAAUGCCUUUCUUUUGUUUAAAAACAAAAAAUCUUUCCCCCUGGCUGGGCGAUGGCUGGGAAGUGGCGACCUCAGAGGUCAAAGUUCAGGCUGCAGCCAUUUUGUUGAGAAGGAAAAAAGGUUGAGCAUUUCCAUGCCUCAGCAGCUGCUUGUCAGUUCUCCCAAAAAGUUUUCCUCACAUUUCAGAGAGAAAAAAAGUGAAAGUGAACAUGAAUUACUUAAUGAAAUAUAUUGUGCUUUUAGUAUUGUGAAGUUAUGUUUGUAUUGUGUACAUAUAUUUGUAAGUGUUUUAUGUGGAUGGUGUGUUGAGUUCUGGAAUCCUCCUUACUUUUCUCAGUCUCCAUCUCAAGGACUCCUGCUCCAUAAGAAAAUAUGUAAUGCAUUAAUGACAGGUUGCCACAGAGCCAUUGCCAAAAGUAUGAAUCAUCACGCAGAUAAAUUUCUCUCUGUGCCAGAGGGAUUAUUUCCAUAAGUCACACCUCGCAUAAAGGCACACCUCGUUAUAGGCCGCUCUCUCUGCUUAAAGACGGGUGUGACUGAGGCAGCCGACUACACAUAGCCUUCGCUGCCGUAUGGAGAGAAUACACAGUGAUCGAAAGCCUGCAGGAACGCCCUGCUUCAGGGAAGGGGGGGGGGGUGGCCCAUGAAUUUUGCCUGGCAGGGAAUGUCGGUGAAGAAAGAACCUGUAAAUAAAGAAGCAGGUGGUGGAACUUGCACACUUGUCCUCUUGCAGCACUAAAUAAAUCCCCCCUCUUAGGUAAACUCGGGAGGGGGAAGGGGGGGCGCUUUGUUUUGUGUGAAACUGCCAUGCUGUAAUACUGCACCAGCAUUGGCUGCCAGUGUAAAUUUAUUGGCUGUAAUUGCUGCAUUCAAACUACGUCCCUAUGUUCCUCCUCAAAAAGCACCUCUAUUGAUUUGAUCGUAUUUCUGUCCUGAAGACUCUCGUUCGUGAUGCUGAGGUGACUUGUCUUGUUUGGGGGGGGGGGGGGUAUGGAGUGGGAGCAGCAGUGUUUCUGGACGUCCUGCUGGUGUCCUUCGGAAACUAUUUUCAUACAUGCUCAAAGAUUUUCCAAAUACAUGGACACAAUGCCCCUGGAACGGGUGAGAAACUAGUCAUGAGGUGUGAUGAAAUGUAAUGACCUCAUAUGUCAUCACAUCAUCCAAAAUGCGGUCAUCAAUCCUGUGUUACUUAGGCAACCUGCUGUCUGUGUGUGUUGGACUGAAUAAAGUAAGAGAUGUAGGAGCCAGAAAAGGCCAGUGGAGUGGUGGAGAAAGUCACGUGACCAGGUGGGGGGUGGUUGCCCAUUUUCCCAGUCUUAAUGAUCCCAUCCUAAAAGGAGCCAUUGCCUUUGCACACCUCCUCUUUAAAGCAUUCCAGUAUGGAGCAGAUGGCCGGACUCUGCAGGACCCCAGCCCUGCUGCAUAAGCCGUCCUCAGCUCUGCCUGCAUGGAAAUCGGGCUAUUUAAGUUUGUUAAAUGAUCAAAAACUCCUGGCCGAAGUACUAGCAGACACCACCUCGGCAUAGAACACGUGUACACAUGCACGUAGUGGUGAUGCGUCAUCACGGGCGCGUCAGUGAGUCACCUGCUGCAGCAGUGAAGUGACCCGCACGCCUUCGCUAGCGCGGAGCCCAGGGUCAGCUAAUUCAGCCAGCGUGCUCGCUAGCCCGUUUCUGCUGUCCAAUCGCCACAGGGCCUGGCUGCUACCAUCCAAUCAGAUGCCAAAACGAGUGCUCGCCCUUUUCCUGUCAUGGGUGGAGCCCAGAAACGCGCUGAGGCUGUGGGUGCAGGGCUCCUGUCGCGUCUGCCGCUCGUUAUCUUAAAAAGGGGGGCAGGGCCUAGUGGUUAUUUUAGAAGCGUUUAAAUAAAAAUUAUUUUUGAGUUUGUAAAACGUUACGCAAUUUUUCUUUUUGCUAAAAUAAGAAAUGCAGCACCGCAGACAUAUCCCUUUGUGUCCUAAGGUGUGUGUGAGAUGGUUGGCGUCCGUGUGUGUGUGUGUGUGUCGUUAUGCUGAUUACCUUGUUGCAGAAUCCCCCCACCAUUUUAUUCCAGUCUACAUGUAUAUAUAUACACAAAUGGAAUUAAAGUGUACUCUCAGUA